This is a messenger RNA of Pedinophyceae sp. YPF-701, 954 nucleotides long. Lineage: Eukaryota; Viridiplantae; Chlorophyta; Pedinophyceae. The record is from the annotation of a GenBank genome assembly.
AUGGUGCUCGAGGAGGAAGGUCCUCCGUUGCUUGUGGGCGUGCAGGACCUGGGCGGGGUGCUGGUCGUGUGGGAUUUCGACUGGAGCAUGAUCGAGGAGAACAGCGACACCUUUGUGCUCCGUCUCCUGGGAACCGAAGAGCUGUUUCGAGAGAACCAACGGUCGAUGCCGUGGACCGCUCUGAUGGACCACGUCUUCUCCGCGGCCACGUCCGACACCGGCCUCAACCGCAACCCCGACGACGUGUUCGCGGCCUGCGCACAGAUUCCCAUGGCGCACGGCGUGCCCUUCGCCAUCCGCUCCCUGCACGCCCGCGGCGCGACGCAGUGCAUCAUCUCCGACGCGAACGAGGUCUUCAUCGACAUGAUCCUCGAGCAUCUCGGCCUGCGCGACGCAAUCUACGAGAUCCACACCAACCACGCGCACUUUUGUGCGACGGGGAAAUCGCGGCGCCUCGCCGACGGCGCGCCGCAGCCCGCGCGCAGCGCAGCGCACGUCCUGCGCGUGCAGCCGUACCACGGCUGCAUGUGCGGCGUGCAGGCGCAGGGCGAGGGCGACACGACUGGCACGCCGGCGUCGAACUGCUGUGCGUGCAGUCCGUGCUGCGACGGCGCGCCCCCGGCGGACGCACGCGGUACCGCGCACGACUGCGACCUGUGUCCCGCGAACCUGUGCAAGGGGAGGGUGUUUCAGGGGGUGUUGCAUCGCUGGCGGGCUGCGAAGGGCGGCGGCGCGCGCCGCGUGCUGUACGUCGGGGACGGGACCGGAGACCUAUGUCCUGCGUCGAUGCUCGGCCCUGAGGACUACGUGCUGGUGCGCAGGAACUACCCAGGGCAGGCGCCGCCGGCGCCGCUGCUGCGGGCGAUACGGGCGAACCGGCGGCCUGUGGCGGCGCAGGUGGUGGAGUGGGAGCCGCAGGAGCUCGGGGAUCUGCUCCUCCAGCAUGCACGAUAG